Messenger RNA from Thrips palmi, 3649 nucleotides. RefSeq names its product DNA polymerase delta catalytic subunit (gene PolD1). Gene Ontology annotation, cellular component: delta DNA polymerase complex. The coding region runs from base 118 to 3393 and encodes 1091 amino acids. The transcript has 19 exons. The record is from RefSeq and is a predicted model, not a curated record. Lineage: Eukaryota; Metazoa; Arthropoda; Insecta; Thysanoptera; Thripidae. Gene Ontology annotation, molecular function: 3'-5'-DNA exonuclease activity; nucleotide binding; DNA binding. Gene Ontology annotation, biological process: nucleotide-excision repair, DNA gap filling; DNA-templated DNA replication; base-excision repair, gap-filling.
CCGCGAAAAUCCUCAUCCCGGCCGAACCAAAACAAAAGGCAGAAACUGGAAAGAAAGACUGCCAGCGAGUGUUGAUUGUCUUUAUCUUGAUACGCUCGUCUCGCUUUGGAAUCUGCAAUGGAUAAACGGAAGCAACCUUUCGGCAAAAGCCCUGCGCCGCCGAAACGUCCACGGGCUGACGACGAUGAAGAUGAUGAAUUUCCCGGUACCUUUGAAGAGGAGUUGGCAUUCAUGGAUGCCAAUGAGGCAGAAAUGGUCGAGGCUACAGGAGAGGGACCAGACACUAAUCAGACCUCAGUGAAAUGGAGCCGUCCUGCCCCUCCUCCCUUGGAUCCACAAAAGGACAAUUUAACUUUUCAACAGAUCGAUGUGGACCAUUACACUGGGAGUCCCAUGGCUGGAAUGCCUGGUGCUCAGAGUGGACCAGUUCCUGUGAUGCGGCUCUAUGGUGUUACAAUGGAGGGUAAUUCAGUGUGUUGUCAUGUUCAUGGUUUCACUCCAUAUUUUUUUGUAUCAACCCCAAAUGGAUUCAAUGAUAGUCACUGCAAGCCAUUUAAGGAUUCUUUAAAUAAAGCUGUUUUAGCUGAUAUGAAAGGAAAUCGUGACAAUGUUCAAGAAGCUGUGCUAGCUGUUGAAAUUGUCAAGAAGCAAAGUUUGUAUGGGUAUCGUGGUGAUGAUAUGCAGCAGUUUCUUCGUGUGACAGUGGCACUGCCUCGCCUCAUUGCACCUUCCAAGAGAUUGCUUGAAAAAGGUGAUGUGUUUACUGCCUUAGGUACUCACGCCUUCACUAGCUAUGAGUCAAACAUUGAUUAUGACAUCAGGUACAUGGUGGAUGCAAAUAUGGUCGGUUGCAAUUGGAUUGAGCUGCCAACUGGACACUGGAAGAUGAGGCAAAAAAAUAGCUCAACCCUUCCAUUUGUAUCAAGAUGUCAACUUGAAGUGGAUGUCUCAUGGGAAAAGUUAAUCUCUCAUCAACCUGAGGGAGAAUGGGCAAAGGUGGCUCCCUUCCGUAUUCUCAGUUUUGAUAUUGAAUGUGCUGGACGGAAAGGUAUUUUCCCAGAACCAGACCAUGAUCCAGUCAUUCAAAUUGCCAACAUGGUUAUCAAACAAGGGGAAGCAGAACCUUUCAUACGGAAUGUUUUCACCUUAAACACAUGUGCUCCCAUUGUGGGGUGCCAAGUCAUCAGCUGUGAUAAAGAAACUGAAAUGCUAGAGAAAUGGGCAGAUUUUGUAAGGGAAGUUGAUCCUGAUAUUUUCACUGGCUACAACAUCACAAACUUUGAUUUUCCAUACUUGAUUAAUAGAGCCAAACAUUUGACUGUGCGCAACUUUUCAUUCUUGGGAAGAAUUAAAAACAUCCAAUCUGUCAUCAAAGAUACACAGUUGUAUAGUAAACAAAUGGGCCGUCGAGAAAAUAAGAGUGUCAACUUUGAGGGCCGAGUACCUUUUGACUUGCUUCUUGUGCUUGUCCGAGAUUAUAAGUUGAGAUCUUACACUUUGAACGCUGUCAGUUACCAUUUCCUUCAGGAACAAAAAGAAGAUGUGCAUCACUCAGUCAUCUCAGACCUUCAAAACGGCACUGCUCAGACUCGCCGCCGUCUGGCUGUUUACUGCCUCAAAGACGCCUAUCUUCCACUGAGAUUGUUAGAAAAGCUGAUGUGCAUCAUCAACUACAUGGAAAUGGCUCGUGUAACUGGAGUGACUCUGGGUAGUCUGCUUACUAGAGGCCAGCAAAUAAAAGUUGUUUCUCAACUUUUGCGUAAAGCCAAGGAGCAUGACUACAUCAUGCCCACCUACCAAAGCAGUGGAGGGGAGGACCAAUAUGAAGGUGCCACUGUUAUUGAACCUAAGAGAGGGUAUUAUGGUGACCCGAUCUCAACUCUGGAUUUCAGUUCUCUAUACCCCAGCAUCAUGAUGGCCCAUAACUUGUGUUACACAACACUUCUCCAGGGUAACUCGAAGGAAAAACUUGGACUGACGGCUGAUCAGUACUCACGAACCCCUGCCAACAAUUACUUUGUGAAAGCAUCGGUACGCAAAGGGCUUCUGCCGGACAUUCUGGAGAGUCUGUUGAAUGCUCGUAAAAAAGCCAAAGCAGACCUAAAGAAAGAAACGGAUCCCUUUAAGCAGAAAGUGCUUGAUGGUCGUCAGUUAGCUUUAAAGAUUUCUGCCAAUUCAGUCUAUGGUUUCACAGGCGCCCAAGUAGGAAAACUGCCAUGCCUUGAAAUAUCUGGAAGUGUCACAGCUUAUGGUCGUACCAUGAUUGAACAAACCAAGACUGAGGUUGAAUCGAAAUAUCGCAUUGAAAAUGGAUAUGAAUAUGAUGCUGUUGUAAUUUAUGGAGACACGGAUUCUGUGAUGGUUAAAUUUGGUGUCAAAACUUUGGAGGAAGCCAUGAGAUUAGGUCAAGAAGCUGCUGAAUAUGUUACAUCUAAAUUCAUUAAACCUAUCAAACUAGAAUUUGAAAAAGUGUAUUUUCCCUACCUUUUAAUUAACAAGAAAAGGUAUGCUGGAUUAUACUUCACUCGAGCUGAUAAGUAUGACAAAAUGGACUGCAAAGGAUUAGAAACAGUUCGUCGUGAUAAUUGUCCUUUAGUUGCCAACAUGAUGAACACAUGUCUGCAGAAGAUUCUUAUUGACCGUAAUCCUGAUGGUGCUGUUGCAUAUGCCAAACAGAUUAUUUCUGAUCUACUGUGCAAUCGCAUCGAUAUAUCUAAUUUAGUUAUUACCAAAGAAUUGACCAAGUCUGAUUAUGCAGCUAAACAAGCCCAUGUUGAACUAGCUGCAAAAAUGAAAAAGCGAGAUCCUGGAACUGCGCCAAAGCUUGGAGAUCGAGUGCCCUAUGUGCUGAUCUCUGCCUCUAAAGGAACCCCAGCCUACAUGAAAGCAGAGGAUCCCAUCUAUGUCCUUGAAAAUAGUAUUCCACUUGAUUUUACCUAUUACUUAGAAAACCAACUGUCAAAGCCAUUGCUGAGAAUAUUUUCUCCAAUUUUGGGAGACAAGGCAGAUUCCAUAUUACUCCGUGGUGACCACACUCGCACUCGAGCCGUGGUCACGUCGCGGGUCGGUGCUCUAUCUGCCUUCACUGUCAAGCGCCAGACCUGUCUGGGGUGCAAGGCGGUUUUGCCCAAAGACCAAGAGAGCAAUGCACUGUGUUCACAUUGCUCCCCAAAUGAAGCCAAGUUGUUCCUCUCAGAAUUGACAAAAUAUCGCACUUUGGAAGACAGGUUCAGCAGAUUGUGGACCGAAUGUCAGAGGUGUCAAGGGUCAUUACAUGAAGAGGUCCUGUGCACCAGCCGAGACUGUCCCAUCUUCUACAUGCGUAAGAAAAUCCAAAUUGAACUUGAUACUCAAGACAAAUCUCUCCAGCGUUUUGGUGACCCAACUUGGUGAUAGCUGUGAUUCUGGAUGUCUUUGGGAUCAAUUAUUAUAGUGCUUGAAAAUGUGUUCUGCUCUGCCAUCAUGGAUAUUUUACUAAAUUAUGAUCAUCAGUAAAAAUUUCAAUUUUUAUCAACUUUUUUUACCUGUGCAUGUACUUAUGCUGCUUCAGAUUUGCAUGCAGUGUUUGUAGACAAUUGUUUUAGUGAAAUUUUGUUUUUCAUGUAUGUUUUAAACUAAGUUAAAUGAAAUAAAGCCGACUUCAGCAGAA